GUUACUGCAGUCGACCUGAGUGCUGUAAUAAAGAAAAAUGCCAAGAACACUUUUCCGGCGUGCCUGGUCCUCUGCUGAAAAGCUUGAUGGCAAAACUGUGGUGAUCACUGGAGCCAACACUGGCAUCGGCAAAGAAACAGCCAAAGACCUGGCAAAGAGAGGGGCAAAGAUCAUUAUCGCGUGCAGGGACAUGGAGAAAGGACAGGAGGCCAUGAAAGAAAUCAAGGAAUACUCAGGCAGAGACGGUGUCAAGUGCAUGAAGCUUGACUUGUCUGACACCAAGUCCAUAAGAGAAUUUGCUGAAGCCAUCAACAGAGAUGAGCCAAAACUCGACAUCCUCAUCAACAACGCCGGCGUGAUGGUUUGUCCUUAUGGGAAAACUGCCGACGGCUUUGAGAUGCAGAUCGGCGUCAAUCACAUGGGUCACUUCCUGUUGACGUACUUGUUGCUUGACCUGAUUAAAAGAUCAGCACCAGCCAGGAUCAUCACUGUGUCGUCUAUGGCUCACACUUGGGGCUCCAUCAAUCUGAAUGACAUCAACAGCGAGAAGAGCUACGACAAGAGCAAAGCUUACUCCCAGAGCAAGCUGGCCAACGUCCUCUUCACCCGCUCGCUGGCUAAACGACUAGAAGGCACGGGUGUGACAACGUACUCUCUCCAUCCUGGAGUUGUUCAGACCGACCUGUGGCGUCAUCUGAACGGCCCUCAGCAGUUCUUCAUGAAGAUGGCCAAACCUUUCACCAAAAACUCUGUCCAGGGAAAUGAUUACGGCUUCUAG
Molecule: messenger RNA, 778 nt
Organism: Stegastes partitus (bicolor damselfish)
Lineage: Eukaryota; Metazoa; Chordata; Actinopteri; Pomacentridae
Product: retinol dehydrogenase 12-like
Exons: 7
Coding region: 38-778 (246 amino acids)
Source: RefSeq, a predicted model, not a curated record